Messenger RNA from Labrus bergylta (ballan wrasse), 1147 nucleotides. NCBI's taxonomy places the organism in Eukaryota, Metazoa, Chordata, Actinopteri, Labriformes, Labridae. The record is from RefSeq and is a predicted model, not a curated record.
AACAAAGCCGGGCGAGAUGGUGUCUCAGGGGAUUCAGCUCAUCGGUAUAUCACUGUCUGUGAUUGGCUGGUUCCUGGUCAUCGUGGUGUGUGCCAUGCCCAUGUGGAAGGUCACUGCUUUUGUCGGGGCCAACAUCAUCACGGCUCAGACCAUCUGGCAGGGCAUGUGGAUGAACUGUGUGGUGCAGAGUACGGGCCAGAUGCAGUGUAAGGUCUAUGACUCCAUGCUCGCUCUGGCCCCGGACCUGCAAGCCGCUCGUGCCAUGAUCAUCAUCUCCAUCCUGAUUGGGAUACUCGGACUGUGCAUGUCCAUUGCUGGAGGGAAAUGCACCAACUGCAUCGAUGACGAGCGAGCCAAGGCGAAGGCUUGCAUCGUGGCUGGAGUUUUGUUCAUCGUCUCCGGGUUGCUCUGCCUUAUCCCCGUCUCCUGGUCCGCCCACACCAUCGUCAGAGACUUCUACAACCCGUUAGUGAUCGCAGCCCAGAGGUACGAGUUGGGAGCGGCGCUUUACAUCGGCUGGGGGGCCGCGGCUCUGCUGCUGAUGGGAGGGGGUUUACUGUGCUGGAACUGCCCACCCAAACAUGAACACCCCCACUACGUCCCCAAAUUCUCUCCUGUGAAGUCAGCCUCCACAUCAAGAGAAUAUGUAUGAGGAGGACAGAGACUCUUAAAGGGCCACAGGAAUGGAAACUUGCUUCAAACGUUAAAAUAUUUCUAACAAUGCGAUCGGUUUGGCACGAGCUGAACGCUGAGUUUGAUUGUAGUUUGUGAAAGCGUCAUGACCUUUCUCACAGUGGUUGUUUGUCUUAUCCAGCAAGGUAUAAAUAUUGGAUUCAUAACUAAGACUUGGAAUAUUAUUCUUAUAAACCCAUGUAAAUAUUUAAUCAGACUGUACUACAUAUUUCACAUAGAUUAUCUCAUUUUUCACUCACAUGGAACAAACACAACAUGUAGAGCGAACACAACAUGCAGCUAUCUUAAUGCACGUCUUGGACUUCUGUGGAAUAAGAAUGUAAAAUGGUGUCAGAAAUGUUUUUUUUUCUCUCGCAUGUCUCGGUUUCUUUUUGCAUUUUCACACAACCUGAACAACAUUUCUGUAUUUCAUUGUGUUGUAAUGUUCUGUCACUGUAAAUAAAAUGUUUAUCUA